This is a messenger RNA of Osmia bicornis bicornis, 1519 nucleotides long. Its product is annotated as protein AAR2 homolog. Gene Ontology annotation, biological process: spliceosomal tri-snRNP complex assembly. NCBI's taxonomy places the organism in Eukaryota, Metazoa, Arthropoda, Insecta, Hymenoptera, Megachilidae. The record is from RefSeq and is a predicted model, not a curated record. The coding region runs from base 295 to 1440 and encodes 381 amino acids. The transcript has 5 exons.
UAUAUUUCUCCAAGUGAACAGGAACACUAUAGUAGCGAAAAAACGUAUUUAUUAUUUUGACAUCUCAUUAUAUCUGGAAAAACAACAGAAUUCAAACUUCAAAUAGUUAUAAAGUAUUAAUGAAAUGUUACUUCACAGAAAGUUACAAUAGAUUGUACGAAUGAACUUUCCAUAACAUCUCUUUUUAUUUUGAUUAACCUUUUAUUGUUUACUUUUAUAUAAAAAAAUAAUAUUAUGUAAUAUGUUUUUAUAAUUGGGUUUUACAAUAAAAGUAGUGAAUUUCAUUAAUUAAUCAUGGCAAGUGAAAGUAGUAUAGAAAUGGAUCAAGCUUUAGCACAAAGACUUUUAGUUGAAGGUGCUGUUUUAGUUGUAUUAAAUGUACCAAUCGAUACAGAAUUUGGAAUUGAUUUAAAAUCAUGGAAUACAGCAGAUCAUUUUAAAGGUAUAAAAAUGGUCCCACCAGGAUUUCACUAUGUACAUUACAGUGCUGUGAAUGAAUUUGGAGAAGCAACACCUAAAAUUGGUUUUCUUCAUAUAUUUAAGAAAUCUGAAUUUUUAGUCAAACAGUGGGAUGCAAAACAAGAGGAACUUAGUUCAGAAGAUGUACCAGAAGAAACAGUUGAAAGGUUGAAGGAUAAUUUAAAAGACUUGGACAGAUUUCUGGGAUGUUAUCCUUAUGAUGUAUGGAAACAAUGGAAGGAGUUAACAAAUCAUAUUACUUCUGCUGUUGUGGAACGUUGUUCACCCAUAUGUGGCUUUGUGAGAUCUGCUUUGGAGUUAGAACACUGUAGUGAUGCCUUAAGGCCAAGAGGUGGAACAUCAAGUCCAAAAAGAAGAAGAACAGGUGGACUUACUAUAGAAGAAAAGGAAAAGGAGCUACUUCCUGAUAUGAAACCUAGGCCAGGUACAGAGCUUAGAUUAUCAGAAAUACCUGAUAAACAUUAUCCUGAUGGAGCAUCACCAACUGAAAUCACAAAGUACUGUCUUGAUGCUAGUUAUGCAUUGGACAGUGUUCUUAAUAAAUUAGCACUUCCGAUGGAAAUUAUUGGCGAAAUGCAAUUGGCAUUUGUUUGCUUUUUGGUUGGCCAAAGCCUCGACGCUUUCGAACAUUGGAAGAAACUCGUAUCUCUUAUUUGCGGAGCUGAUUGUGCAAUAUCACAGCGCCGCUCUAUUUAUUUCGAAUUUAUGAAAUCGCUGGAAAUUCAGUUAACCCAUGUACCUGAAGAUAUAUUGUGUGACAUUGUAGUUAACAAUAAUUUUAUUUAUCAAAGCCUUCGAAAACUUUUUGCAAAUAUUGAGAUCAAUUCUGAGUUGGACGGACGAUUAAAGUCUUACGCAUCUCGAUUUCGUGAACGAUUACAGACAAAGUUCUUGUGGGAUUUUUCUAACUUGCAAGAUGAAGCUGAAGAUGACGCACCGGUUAUUGUAUCUUUAGAAUAAAAAACUAUACUUUUAAUCUAAUUUAUAUAACACGAUGUACUGGUCUCUUGUAAAUAAAUGUAAUUUUAAUAUUAGUUAA